CAACAUUCUCUUGUCCAUCAUCAGCAAUGAAAUUGAAUAACCAUGCUUCUCAUCUGAAAGCCUAUCAACAAAGUCAUAGCAAUAAUUGGCACACCUUCUACCCGGAGAAGAAAUUGAAGGAAAGAGUUACUCCUCUUGCAAUAUGGCAUCGGUCUAAGUAACCUGUGGAAUACCAAUAGGAUAAAGAUAAUGGAGAAACAAGGAUUGGUCUAAAUUUUCUCCUGAAGGGAAGAAAGUUCCUGAAGUCUGAAGGAAGCAAGUUUUUACAGCAACUGAUCAGUUAUCUCAGCCUCCACUAGUGGAAGCUUCAGAAUAAAUGAAUAAAGAAACAGAAAAAAUGGGCAAAUGGAACCAAACAACAGUGACUGAGUUUGUUCUUCUUGGUUUCACUGACCAUGAAAAGAUCAAGGCUGUCUUCUUUGUUCUCUUCUUAGCCAUCUAUCUACUCACUUUGGUAGGAAAUAUUGGUAUCAUCAUAUUAAUCUGGAUCAGCUCAUGCCUCCACAGUCCAAUGUAUUUUUUCCUCAGCAACUUGGCCUUCUUAGACUUCUGUUAUUCUUCUGCCAUUACACCCAAAAUGCUUCUCAAUUUCAUAACUGGAAAGAAGACAAUCUCACUGGCAGGAUGCAUUACACAAAUGUAUCUAUUUGCUUCUUUUGCAGAUGCUGAAUGCCUUCUUCUGGCUGCCAUGGCAUAUGACCGUUACAUGGCUAUUUGUAACCCGCUAAUUUAUCCCACUCUUAUGUCCCAUCGAGUUUGUUUCGGGUUAGUAGCUGGCUCUUAUCUUAUUGGUAGUAUAACUUCACUAAUUCACACUUAUUAUACAUUUCACUUGUCAUUUUGUGGAUCCAAUGUCAUCAAUCAUUUCUUCUGUGAUAUCCCUCCACUGUUAGCUCUCUCCUGCUCCAAUACUCACAUUAAUGAAAUUCUUCUUUUUGCCUUGUGUGGUUUCAUCCAAAUGAGCACUUUUUUGUUGAUUGUUAUCUCCUAUACUUAUAUCAUUUACACUAUCAUGCGGAUCCAUUCAGUUGAAGGCCGCCAGAAGGCCUUUUCAACUUGUACCUCCCACUUGACAGCUGUUGCUUUGUAUUAUGGAACCCUUCUGUUUACUUAUUUGCGACCAAGCUCCAGCUAUAUCCUGAAUACAGACAAAGUAAUCUCUGUUUUUUAUACUGUGCUUUUUCCCAUGCUAAACCCCUUGAUCUAUACUUUGAGAAAUGAAGAAGUAAAGGAUACCUUCAAUAAAUUAUUGCAAAGAAAACUGAUUGCACUCAGAAGGAUUAGGAGAUUUUUUUCAGUGUUUGCACUAGCAAAAUGCCACUUGUAGACUUGAAGCUGGGAAUACACAUAUACACAAACCUCUGUGAUUACACUUCAUUGACUAAAUUUCAACUGUAUUCAUUUUACUUCAUAUAAAACCUUU
Molecule: messenger RNA, 1423 nt
Organism: Crotalus tigris (Tiger rattlesnake)
Lineage: Eukaryota; Metazoa; Chordata; Lepidosauria; Squamata; Viperidae
Product: olfactory receptor 1019-like
Exons: 3
Coding region: 317-1327 (336 amino acids)
Biological process (GO): G protein-coupled receptor signaling pathway; sensory perception of smell
Cellular component (GO): membrane
Molecular function (GO): odorant binding; olfactory receptor activity; G protein-coupled receptor activity
Source: RefSeq, a predicted model, not a curated record